AUGGCGAAUGCCCGCAUAGCAAGGUUCAUCACUGAGGUAGCACCGUCACAGUAUGUUAGUGUCAUGAGGCGCAGAGCAUCCAAGAUGAUGGAUACCAUCAAGGAAGAAGAGAGAGACACCACCACUGCCAGCUUUGAUGCUCUCUCCACCAGGUCCCGCACUUUUGCAGCUCCUAAUAACAACACCUCCACUGCCUCUUCCUCUUCUUCUGCUGCUGCUGCUAAAUCCGAGCACUUGCUCACCGGGAUCCAAAGAUCACUUUUUGAUCUCUGA
Messenger RNA from Linum tenue, 273 nucleotides. The record is from the annotation of a GenBank genome assembly. Lineage: Eukaryota; Viridiplantae; Streptophyta; Magnoliopsida; Malpighiales; Linaceae.